AGAACCUAGCAGUUAAUGAUGCACUAAACGCGGGAAACAUAGCGUUGUGGGUACGGGUGUUCGUUGCGCAGAUGAUACGACGCUGGGUUUUUGUAGAAUCGGAAAUUGGAAAUAUUCAAAUAUUUAUUUCGUAAAUAUCAUAUUUUCGGAGUAGAAGGAGUAAUUUGCUAGUUGCUCACUUAACGGCCGAUUACCGUUACUAGUUUUUCUUCGUUUGAUUCUUCUGACUUGCGUCUGUAACGGCCACUAUCAUGAAACCUGGAGGUGGUGCGAAGGUACCUGGCGCCAAAAUUAUUCCGGCUGAGGAUAAGGUCAGAAAGUCUUUGCACGUUUUGCAGCCAGCAGCCACUGACAAAGAAAAUUUAGUUGGUGGUGGGAGGAUGCUUAGAUCUGCUUUGUCUACAAAAGAGGCACUUAAACCUGAAGUGACAGAAAAAUCAAAACACGAUGCUACAAAACGUAAAAAAGUUACUCUCAAAGAUAAAGCUGUCCAAACUGCAAGAGGAGAUAAGAUUAAAAUAGAAGUUGAGGAUUUAACAUCUGAAGCUGGACCUAGUGAAAAUUAUUGGGAGGUCUUAGCAGAAAGGCGAAGGAUAGCACUUGAAGAUGCUUUAGAAGAAAAUAAAGAGCUAUCCGAUCGUGUGGAAUCACUAGAAGAAGAGAAUCGCGUUUACAAGGAAAUGUUGGACGAGUCCAGAGCUCUUGUUGAAGUCCUUCAGGAAAUGCUUGGAGAAGACAGAAAUGAUAUAAACAAUUCUUUGGAAGAUAGUACUUUGUAAUUUAAUAUUUGUGUAACAAGUGCCAAUUCUGGUGCCUUAUGAAUUAAUAUAUAGGAAUAAGUGUCUUCAUAUUGGAGGCAUUAUAAUGCUCUCGUCAUGGACAUGGCGUGCAGCAUAGCAAAAAGUCUGAGUAAAACUUCGUUGAAUGUAAAAUAAAAGAGCACCUAUACCUAAAUUAGUUAUAUUUAAUAUCAGUGUCAUUUAAAUUUGUAAACGAAACGAAAUCCAUUUGUAAUUGCAUAUGUAUAUGAAGUAGCACUAUGGCCGUUACGUCGAAACGCAUUUACCUCAUAAAGUUUUACUUAUAUUAUUACGUACAUAUAUAUAGACAGAAUUUUAAUAAUGAUUAAUAAACAGGUUUUCUAAAAUUCAAU
Nomia melanderi (Alkali bee) is the source of this 1153-nucleotide messenger RNA. RefSeq names its product geminin DNA replication inhibitor (gene geminin). Gene Ontology annotation, cellular component: nucleus. Gene Ontology annotation, biological process: negative regulation of cell cycle; negative regulation of DNA replication. The record is from RefSeq and is a predicted model, not a curated record. Lineage: Eukaryota; Metazoa; Arthropoda; Insecta; Hymenoptera; Halictidae.